AGCCGUUUGGAGGCAUCCAGCUUGUCGUCACGGGCGACUUCUUCCAGCUUCCUCCAGUCACACCGGCCGGCAAAGAAGUCUGUUUCGCCUUUCAGAGCUCGGCGUGGAAAGAGUGUAUCGAGCGGACCAUAACCCUGACCCAGGUCUUUCGUCAGAAAGACAGCGGUAAGAACAUUGUUGACAAUGAACUUUUCCUUCUAUCCCCCUUUUCCCCUCUGCUAUACUUAUGUCUGGACAAGUCAUGAACGGUGGGCGCAUCGCUAAACCAAAAACCCACACGCAGACUUCAUCACCCUCCUCAACGCCAUGCGCAGGGGCGAAAUCCACCCCACCGCCGCAAACACCCUCAAGUCCCUCUCCCGGCCCCUCUCUCAAGCCGAUGGCCAGCUCCAGCCCACGGAGCUCUUCCCGCUGCGCGCCGAGGUGGACCGCGCCAACGCCGCGCGCAUGGCGCACCUGGCUGGGCCCGUGUUCAGGUUCACGGCCCGGGACGCGGGCCAGGCGGCGCCGGAGAAGCGGCGGAGGCUGCUGGAUAGUAUGACGGCCGUGGCGGUGCUGGAGGUGAAGCGCGAUGCGCAGGUGAUGCUUGUGAAGAACGUCAGCGAGACGCUUGUGAAUGGGACGGUGGGG
Molecule: messenger RNA, 630 nt
Organism: Cryphonectria parasitica EP155
Lineage: Eukaryota; Fungi; Ascomycota; Sordariomycetes; Diaporthales; Cryphonectriaceae
Exons: 2
Source: RefSeq, a predicted model, not a curated record